AUGCAAUUGGGAGUUAUUUUUGUAAGUUACACACCAGAGAUUAAAGUUUAUUGUUCAAAUAAUUUAAUAAAAACAUGUUUUAGUGUCUAUUUGUGGUGGGAACCAAGGCAGAUGUGGUGAUACUCAACAACGAGAACUUUGACGGCGUCAUUGGUAAGCGAAAAAAGCAAUUGGUUUACUUUUUAGCAAACAAUAAGCUCGUUUUUGUAAAUUUUUAUGCGGAAUGGUGCCGUUUCUCACAAAUUUUGAAACCAAUUUUUGAAUCUGCCAGUCAGAAUUUCAAGGUAAGUAUUGUCAAAUCAUUCGUAUAUAAUUUCAAGGAUAACGCAAAUCAAGUGGCUUUCGGAUCCGUCGAUUGUGACAAACAACGUAAGGUAUCUUAUGCAUUGUUGAGCCCUUUAUGUUUUAGCCGUAAUUGCACAACGUUUUAAAGUAAACAAAUAUCCUACUCUGAAGUUGUUCAGACAUGGUCAAUUAGUCAAAAAAGAAUACCGGUGAGUCUUAAAAAUUUAUACAGUAUGCGUCAUAAUUAUAACCGCACUUUAAAAAUGAGUGUAACUUUUGUGAUUGUGAAUAGAAAUGUGUGAUAUUUGGCACCAAUGUGCAUCAGUGUACUAGAAAUGAUGUCCCAAAAAAUUAUUUUGAAGAGUUUCCGUAUUUUAGAGAAAAGCUGGAAAAACCAAAAUUAAGAUACUUUUCGGUGUCGCAAAAUUAUAACCGCACUUGCGAAUUUGGGGUACUACCCUAAUAAAAACACAGGAUAUCAAUAACCGAUGUUUAGUUACGCUCCCUGAGGCCUCAAUAACGCCCAUCACACGACCCGAAACCCUCUGGGCAAAAUUUUUUGGCGCAUACUGACCCAUCUUGUCCCUGAAUCGGAAAACGGCAGAUUUUCGCUCAGUUGGACCGUUGGGCUCAAGUUGUGAGGAACUUCCUGGUCGUCUCGGAAGCCUUUAGCAAAUCUAAAUGUUAUGGCAGACAAAAGUUGACCACUGCUUCUGGUUGAAGAGAAAUAAUCCGCCGGACUUCUAACUCCGCCAUAUCUGGGGUUCACUUAAAUCGAAACUGAGCUUCAUUAGUAGCGGAAGCACCGUGAUGAGGGUCGGAAAACACAGCGACGUCAUCAUAAGGUAUUAUGUGAAGCUGUGACCCCAGCUGACCCCGGUUUACGGCAAUCGACAGCCGAAAUUUGCCAAGGAGACAUUCACAACAGAGGUUGAUUAGUGGAAGGUCGCUGAAACCGACGUUAGACCGUUGCAAUACCAUAUUCUUUGUGGAUUGCGUAGUCACACGAUGCCCUGACGGUUUUACAUACCAAAGGCAUGACAUUAAAAACGUAUCGCGUCGCUUCUCCUGUCGUAAUUAUAGAGGCCGCCCGUUGAUGACUUCGGGCGCCUUCAAAAAAGCCGGAGGCCUUCCGUCCGCGGCCACAGCAACUCAAAUGAAUAGCUUCGAGUACUACGAAGUCUUAGGCGAACAUCUGGUACCGUACUGGCAAUCUGGCUAUACUUUUGUUGGAGAAUGCCCACGUCCACCAUAGCAGGUCGACAUACCAGUUCCUUUGACAGCAAGGCAUUUGCCACCAUAGACUCGCUCGCAUAUUCCCUGGGUUUAAAUCCGAUAGGAAACUUGUGGGGCCUCCUAGCCCGUUUGAUUACAUCGCUACCUAUGCCGUUUUCCGAUUCAGGGACAAGAUGGGUCAGUAUGCGCCAAAAAAAUUUGCCCAGAGGGUUUCGGGUCGUGUGAUGGGCGUUAUUGAGGCCUCAGGGAGCGUAACUAAACAUCAGUUAUUGAUAUCCUGUGUUUUUAUUAGGGUAGUACCCCAAAUUCGCAAGUGCGGUUAUAAUUUUGCGACACCGAAAAGUAUCUUAAUUUUGGUUUUUCCAGCUUUUCUCUAAAAUACGGAAACUCUUCAAAAUAAUUUUUUGGGACAUCAUUUCUAGUACGCUGAUGCACGUUGGUGCCAAAUAUCACACAUUUCUAUUCGCAAUCACAAAAGUUACACUCAUUUUUAAAGUGCGGUUAUAAUUAUGACGCAUACUGUAUAAAUUUUUCUUUAGAGGGCAACGAUCCGUAGAUGCGUUUACUGAUUUCAUCAAGAAACAAAUCGAAUCCACCGUCAAACAUAUCAGUGAAGAAGACAACCUUGAUACUUUAUUAGAUGUAAGUAAUAUUUUACCGACGGAGUGAGAUGUCUUGUUUUUAGGGUAAAUCACGAAACAUAAUCGGGUACUUUAACGCCCCUCAGGGUGAAGAAUAUAAUAACUUCCAAAAGAUUGCUUCUGUCCUUCGGGAUGAAUGUCAUUUUUACAUCGGGAUUGGCGAGUGGUCCAAGAAGAAGAACAUUGCUGGAAACCACAUUGUUUUUAGGGACCGUAAUGGAGAGAAGGAGUUUAACGGGCCUAUUGCGGGAUACCAACAUCUCCUGGAUUGGGCCAAUUCAAAUUGUGUGCCCUUGAUCAGAGAAAUCACUUUUGAGAAUGCCGAAGAGCUGACUGAAGAAGGAAUCCCUUUCUUAAUACUUUUCCGGACACUUGGAGACAAGAAAUCGGAGGAAGAAUUUGCAUCCGUAGUUUUGAAGGAGCUAGGAGAUCAGAAGAGUAAGGUUGUUUGUGGAACCACAUUAUUUUAAGGUUCGGUUAACGUCCUUAUGGCCGAUGGCAAGAAAUUCGCUCAUCCGCUCUAUCAUUUGGGAAAGAAGGAGUCGGAUCUCCCGGUCAUAGCCAUCGACUCCUUCAGGCAUAUGUUUCCUUUCUCCAGUUUCAAUGAUAUCUUGCAAGUCAAUAUUAUUAUAGCAUUUAACACCCCUUUUAGCAUUCCCGGCAAUCUACGACAAUUUGUGGAGGAUCUUCAUUCGGGGAAGCUUCAUCGGGAAUAUCAUCAUGGUCCGGACAAACAGGUAGGUCCAAGCUGAGGGAUAAUUGAUUUUAGCCUGCACAGUCUCCCCCUCCUGAAAGUGUUUUCAAUAAAUUAAAACCGUCGGAUAACCGAUAUUCGUUACUCAAGGAUGAACUCUGA
Messenger RNA from Bursaphelenchus xylophilus (pine wood nematode), 3018 nucleotides. The record is from the annotation of a GenBank genome assembly. NCBI's taxonomy places the organism in Eukaryota, Metazoa, Nematoda, Chromadorea, Rhabditida, Aphelenchoididae.